CCAAGUUCCAAAAAAAGAAAAAAAACUAAGGUAAGAGCAAAAAACAAAAACAAAAUGGAGACUGAAAAUUCAGUGCCAGUAAUUGAUUUACAGGAUUUUCCAAGGCAAUCAUCCAAGUUGAUUUGGGCUUGUGAAGAAUGGGGUUGUUUCAGAAUUUUGAACCAUGAUAACAUUCUUCCAGUUUCACUCAUGGCAGAGAUGAAGGAAGUGGUGAGGACAUUGUUUAAUCUUCCAACUGAAAUCAAGAAACGCAACAAAGAUGUAAUUGCAGGAUCUGGGUACAUGGCUCCUAGUGAAAAAAACCCUCUUUAUGAAGCUUUGGGUCUCUAUGAUAUGUCUUGUCCUGAAGAUGUAGAUGAGUUUUGUACUCAGUUGGAUGCAUCUCCACACCAAAGAGAGACAAUCAAGAAGUAUGCUGCAGCAAUUAAUGGACUAAUGAUGGACAUUCUGCGAAAGAUGAGUGAAGGGUUGGGACUGCCAAAUGUUUCCUUUGAGGAUUGGCCUUGUCAGUUUAGGAUUAAUAAGUACCACUUCACCCCAGAAGCUGUAGGUUCCUCUGGGGUUCAGACACACACAGACUCAGGAUUCCUUACUAUUCUACAGGAUGAUGAAAGCGUUGGCGGUCUUGAGGUCAUGAAGAAGUCUGGUGAAUUUGUAGCAGUUGAUCCUUGGCCAAACACCCUCCUUGUGAAUCUUGGAGACAUAGGCACGGUAUGGAGCAAUGGAAGAUUACACACAGUCAAGCAUAGAGUGAUAUGCAAGGAAGCAAAACUACGGGUGUCUAUUGCUUCAUUCCUCUUGGGACCAAGGGACACAGCAGUGGAACCACCACCUGAGCUGGUGGAUGCUGAACACCCCCGUAUCUAUGUUCCUUUCACUUUCACUGAUUAUAGAAAGCUCCGUUUAUCAACAAAGUUGCAGGCGGGGGAAACUCUUGAUCUUAUGCGCACUAACUUGUAAAACUUUGGCAAGCAUCUCAGGUCCUCCGUUAUAUUAAUUUACAGAAAUGAUCUUGAAAGUAAGAAAGAAUAUAAAUCUUAGUGGGAUUUCAUCUACUAUAUAUUGUCAACGAUCUAAUACUACAAUGGUAGAGCAUUUAUGCAUAUCAACAAAGCUUCUAUGAUCCAUCUUUGUAUUGUGUUCUUCUGUUAUCUAUUGCUUUUAUAAGAAUUGAUCUGGUCUUAUCUUUCAUUACAAUUUGAGAUCUUGGAAUUCUUUAAGUUGUAUG
This is a messenger RNA of Solanum verrucosum, 1228 nucleotides long. RefSeq names its product 2-oxoglutarate-dependent dioxygenase DAO-like. Gene Ontology annotation, biological process: auxin catabolic process. The record is from RefSeq and is a predicted model, not a curated record. Gene Ontology annotation, molecular function: dioxygenase activity; indole-3-acetaldehyde oxidase activity. Lineage: Eukaryota; Viridiplantae; Streptophyta; Magnoliopsida; Solanales; Solanaceae. The transcript has 3 exons. Bases 55 to 960 code for a protein of 301 amino acids.